CCCGCCCACCGCGCGGUGUUGGGGCUGGUUCCCGAGUGGGCAGCACCGGAGCGGCGCUCGCGGCGCGCCAUGGCUGGGCUGCUGGCACUACUUGGCCCGGCGGGAAGAGUGGGCGCCCGGCUACGGCCCCAGGCCCCUUGGCUCCUGGGAGCCGCCACCCCCUGCGCUCCACCGCUCUGGGCCUUGGCCUUGUCCCGCCCGGGGCCGGACGCCCGGCUGCUGCACACGGCCCGCAGGGACUGCCUUAGCCGCCAGGAGCCCAGCAGAAUCCCGCAGCCUGGAAGCAGUGCCAGCAGCCCAGAGAAAAAGCUAAGCAGAUCACAGCAGCUGAAGAAGGUUUUCCAAGAAUACGGGGCUGUGGGGGUGUCUCUGCACAUUGGGAUCUCGCUGGUCUCCUUGGGGAUAUUUUACACAGUUGUUUCCAGUGGCGUAGACAUGUCUGCAGUCCUGCUUAAGCUUGGCUUUAAAGAGUCGCUGGUGCAAUCCAAAAUGGCAGCCGGCACCAGCACAUUCGUGGUGGCCUAUGCCAUCCACAAGCUGUUUGCGCCCGUGAGGAUCAGCGUCACCCUGGUCUCUGUACCCUUCAUCGUUAGAUACUUCCGCAGGGUGGGACUCUUUAAACCUCCAGCCACCAAGCCGUGAUGAAGCCAGUUUCUUCAGGAUUUGGCUGAGGACCAAACAUCAACAGCUCAGCAGCAAGAGCUCCCGCCCUUGGGUUUCCACUAACAUUCGCCAACGGAGGAGCCAAGAUCCUUACGGAAGGAACGGCUGCUUCCAGGGGCAGGCCCAGAAGUAAAGAAAAAGCCAAGCACUCUGCACCAGAGAGAAAGCACAUAUAGCCAAAAUCCCCACAAUGGCAGUUUACAUAGGAACCAGGAAGAGCUCCCAGCAGCCAAUGCUGGAACAACAGAAUAGAGUAGCACUGGACAAACAUAAAACACGUCCUCUGCAUUCUAAGUAAAAGAAAGAGGAGAGACAGCUACCCUUCUAGAGGACCCGGGUUCGGUUCCCAGCACCCACACGAGUGUUCACAACCAUCUGAAACUCCAGCUCCCUCUUCUGGCCUCUGUGCAUGUGGUACACAGAUAAACAUGCAGGCAAAAUAUUCACAGAUGUGGAAUAAACUAACAGGACAGGAAAAGCAGCCUCCCGGCCCAGACUCACACUGACUUCACAGUAGAAGCAAAGGACAAAGAUGCCCAGGCACAGGACACUAAGCUUACCACCCCAGCAAGCAGUCAUGCACAUUACAAAUGUACAAUGGUGACAUGUGACAAGACUGCUCUUGGAACCAAGAUCUUCCUCAGUAUCCACACCCCUGUCUAAUCACAAGGAAAACGAAUGCACUCUGAAGAAAAGUGUGGACUUUAUUGCUUUAGUUAUGACAAAAGCAUAUUAACUAAAGUUGUUGUUAGUAACUGAGAAAUAAGGUGUGGGGCAAACAGAAACUCUCUGUUGUUAUUUUUGUAUCUAGAGCUAUUCUACUGAAAUAAACCCUGUGGUAGUCUGUGUAGUGGUCCCCAUAGGCUCAUAGGCAGUGGCACUACUAGGAGGUGUGGCCUUGCUGGAGGAAGUGUGUCACUGUGGGGGCGACUUGGAGGUUCCUAU
Messenger RNA from Peromyscus maniculatus bairdii (prairie deer mouse), 1608 nucleotides. Lineage: Eukaryota; Metazoa; Chordata; Mammalia; Rodentia; Cricetidae. The record is from RefSeq and is a predicted model, not a curated record.